Messenger RNA from Phragmites australis (common reed), 1044 nucleotides. RefSeq names its product probable xyloglucan endotransglucosylase/hydrolase protein 30. Bases 1 to 1029 code for a protein of 342 amino acids. The transcript has 3 exons. Gene Ontology annotation, cellular component: cell wall; apoplast. Gene Ontology annotation, molecular function: xyloglucan:xyloglucosyl transferase activity; hydrolase activity, hydrolyzing O-glycosyl compounds. Lineage: Eukaryota; Viridiplantae; Streptophyta; Magnoliopsida; Poales; Poaceae. Gene Ontology annotation, biological process: cell wall biogenesis; xyloglucan metabolic process. The record is from RefSeq and is a predicted model, not a curated record.
AUGGCGUCUGCCGGAGCCGUGACGUCGGCGAUGGUGCUGCAGGUCCUGUCGGCGGCCGUGGCCGUGUCCGGGCUCCCGGCGAUCAACGUGACAACGAUGGCGUUCGAGGAGGGGUACACGCCUCUGUUCGGUCAGGACAAUAUCCUCCGCUCCGCCGACGACCGCACCGUCAGCCUCCUCCUCGACCGCUCCACCGGUUCGGGGUUCAUCUCGUCGUCCAUGUACCAGCACGGCUUCUUCAGCGCGUCCAUCAAGCUCCCCUCCGACUACACCGCCGGCGUCGUCGUCGCCUUCUAUACGUCCAACGGCGACGUGUUUGAGAAGCGUCACGACGAGCUGGACUUCGAGUUCCUGGGCAACAUCCGGGGCAAGCCGUGGCGCGUGCAGACCAACGUGUACGGCAACGGCAGCGUCAGCCGAGGGCGCGAGGAGCGGUACGUGCUCCCCUUCGACCCCACCACCGAGUUCCACCGCUACUCCAUCCUCUGGACCACCUCCGCCGUCGCCUUCUACGUCGACGACAUCCCCGUCCGCGAGGUCCGCCGCUCGGCCGCCAUGGGCGGCGACUUCCCCUCCAAGCCCAUGUCUCUGUACGCCACCGUCUGGGACGCCUCCACCUGGGCCACCUCGGGGGGCCGGUACCGCGUCAACUACCGCUACGGGCCCUUCGUCGCGUCCUUCACCGACCUCGCGCUCGUCGGCUGCCCCGUCGGCCCCAUCCAGAUGGUCUCUGCCGCCGACACGGAGCGGUGCGCCGCGGCCGAGGAGGCGCUGCGGGCGUCGGAGCCGGCGGUGAUGACAGUGGAGAAGCAGCAGGAGAUGCGGCGGUUCAGGGAGCACAACAUGGUGUACUCCUACUGCUACGACACGCUGCGGUACCCCGUGCCGUUCCCGGAAUGCGACGUCGUGGAGUCGGAGCGGAGGAGGUUCAAGGACAGCGGCCACCUCCGGUUCGCGCUCCGGCGGCAGCAGCGCCGCCGCGGCCGGGGUGCCGGAAGGGCGGUGAAUAAGCAGGCGGCGGAUAUGUAGCAAAACGAGGGAUGU